CACCACUUCCUCCUGGCAUCUGGGAGGUUCAGAUAGUAGGGAGGUGGAGGCAGGGGGAGGAGGGAGUGUCUUUUGUAGUUUUCUAACUGAGACACAUCAGACACUGCUCAGCACCGACAAUAAACUGAAACACAGCCUGACUUGCAAAGCAAGCCUAACCAGGAGCUCUCUCCUUCUCCGGCUUGUUAUCUGUUCUUUGAAGCCAUCUUGGAAAGAUUUUGGUUCAACUUUUUCUCCUUUGUCACGGUUUCAUUCUUACCUUCACUGUGUUUCUUUCAAGUUUGGACGUUUUCCUCUUUAAAGCUUCUUUGGAGUCCUGCGAGAACAGGAAGCGGGAGGAGGAGGUUGAGAAGGAGGGGGCGAGACGCUCUCAGUUUGAAAGCCAAACUUUACUUAUCUGCCUUUCUCACCUGCUCCUUCUCUGGAAUGUAAGCCACGUAGAGUAGCUUUCCGUGAAAGAGAGGCAAAAAGAAAGAAGAGCCGCUUCCUGGAAAGGGAUCCAUUUUGUUUCAGCUAUAAAGGACAAGGGACACUCAACAGGUACAGCCACUAUUGAUGAGUGAGUGUGUGUAUUGAUGUGUGUAGGUGUGUUGUUACCUCACACAACUUAGUUUUACCUCUCUCUGGGCUAUCUUUGACUCCAGCAUGGCCAACGUCAGUCCCUUCAUGUCUCCAGGACCAAUGUCCCAAGUCUUCUUCCCCCCGGGUGGGCCGUCCCCACUUGGGUCAGUGGUGAUUCAGCAAGGGACACCGGUCUCUGUCCCUGUAACCCCUGGGUUCCCACCAGUGGACAUGGGGGUGGCCCCAGGGUCCGGAGGAGCUUUGGUUAUCCCAUCCACACCCACGGCAUCAGCCGGUGUCUCUUUUAUCAUACAGAUUGGUCUGACUAGAGAGUCAGUGCUUCUACCCCAGACUGCAGACUUGGCUUACGUCAAACAGAUUGCAUGCUCAAUUGUGGAUCAGAAGUUUCCGGAGUGUGGUUUUUAUGGGAUCUAUGACAAGAUCCUCCUCUUCAAGCAUGACACCGGCAGCAAUAACAUCCUGCAGCUGGUCAAGGCAGUGUCUGACAUCCAGGAGGGAGAUCUGGUGGAAGUUGUUUUGUCCGCGGCUGCCACAUUUGAGGACUUCCAGAUUCGUCCGCACACGCUAAACGUGCACUCGUAUCGUGCACCAGCCUUCUGCGAUCACUGUGGCGAGAUGCUUUUCGGACUGGUGCGUCAAGGGCUCAAAUGUGAUGGCUGUGGGUUGAAUUACCACAAACGCUGUGCUUUUAGCAUUCCAAACAACUGCAGUGGGGCAAGAAAGCGACGCCUGUCGACCACGUCCCUCACCAGCAGUCAGUCUCUGCGUCUGUCCACCACUGAGUCACUCAGCAGCCUCAACAGCAGUGUGACGUCUGAGGACGCCAGCCUUGUCCGACCGCACACCCAUGCGCCCCGCACGCCCAGUGAGGCCAGGCGCUAUUACACCGGACGGCCCGUCAAACUGGACAAGAUGCUCAUGACUAAAGUGAAGGUCCCGCACACGUUUGCCGUUCACUCGUACACACGUCCCACUGUGUGCCAGUACUGCAAGAGACUGUUGAGAGGACUCUUCCGCCAGGGACUCCAGUGCAAAGACUGCAAGUUCAACUGCCACAAGCGCUGCGCGUACAAAGUUCCCAACGACUGUUUGGGGGAGACUCUUGGAGACAUGUUAAGUCCGAGCACAGAUGCAGAGGUGCCGAUGGAUUACAAUAAUGAGUAUUCUGAACAUGAUAAGUCUUCUCUGAUGGACGAAUCAGAUGAGUCCAUCAGUAUCCCUGGGUCCUUUUCCCCUGACAGCAGCCAGGAUGGAGUCAGUGGUGACCAGAGUGCUAAUAUUCCUCUGAUGAGAGUAGUGCAGUCAGUGAGACACACCACACGUCGCUCUAGCAUGGCCAUCAAAGAGGGCUGGAUGGUGCACUAUAGCAACAAGGACACACUGAGGAAGAGACACUACUGGCGCCUGGACUGCAAAUGCAUCACCCUGUUUCAGAAUGACACAACCAACAAAUACUACAAGGAGAUUCCUCUCUCAGAAAUCCUGGGGUUAUGUCCCGCUGGUGACUUCUCUCUUGUACCUGCUGGUACAAGCCCCCACUGCUUUGAGAUUGUCACAUGCAGUAUGGUCUACUUUGUUGGCGAGGACCCCAACCCCGUCCCCUCCCUUUUAUCCAAUAUAUCUGGUCUUCCUUUCUCUUUCACGCCCAGCAGCGUUGCGCCAAAUAGCGGAUUGGGGCGUGAGUUCGCCAAAGGAUGGGAGACUGCUAUCCGUGAAGCCCUCAUGCCAGUCAUCUUCAAAGACAAUCCUCCAGCAGAAGGACACAUCCAUCAUCGGCAGGCAUCCGUAAACAUCUCUGUGUCUAACAGCCAGAUUCAGGAGAAUGUGGAUAUUGGGAUGGUGUACCAGAUCUUUGCUGAUGAGGUUCUGGGCUCUGGACAGUUUGGUGUGGUGUAUGGAGGAAAACACAGGAAAACUGGCCGGGAUGUAGCCGUAAAGGUGAUCGAUAAGCUCCGAUUCCCCACCAAACAGGAGAGCCAGCUGAGGAAUGAAGUGGCCAUACUGCAGAGCUUGCGAAACUUGGGUAUAGUGAAUCUGGAGUGUAUGUUUGAGACGCCAGAGAAGGUCUUUGUGGUAAUGGAGAAACUUCAUGGUGACAUGCUAGAGAUGAUCCUGUCUAGUGAGAAAGGACGACUUCCUGAGAGAUUCACCAAGUUCCUCAUCACACAGAUUUUGGCUGCUCUUAGACACCUUCACUUCAAAAACAUUGUGCACUGUGACCUCAAACCUGAGAAUGUGCUGUUGGCAUCAGCGGAUCCUUUUCCACAGGUCAAGCUUUGCGACUUUGGCUUUGCUCGCAUCAUCGGAGAGAAGUCUUUCCGCCGCUCUGUUGUGGGCACUCCAGCUUACUUGGCCCCCGAAGUCCUCCUGAACCAGGGUUACAAUCGUUCUUUGGACAUGUGGUCCGUCGGUGUUAUCAUGUAUGUAAGUCUUAGCGGAACCUUCCCUUUCAACGAGGACGAAGACAUCAAUGAUCAGAUCCACAAUGCUGCCUUCAUGUACCCACCCAACCCCUGGAAACAGAUCUCUCCUGAAGCUAUCGACCUCAUCAAUAACCUGCUCCAAGUGAAGAUGAGAAAACGCUACAGUGUGGACAAGAGUCUCAGCCACACCUAUUUGCAGGACUAUCAGACCUGGCUGGACCUCCGAGAGCUGGAGUCAAAGCUUGGGGAGCGUUACAUAACACACGAGAGCGAUGACAGCCGCUGGCAACAGUAUGCCCACGACCACACCCUGCCCUACCCUCCCCACCUAGUGCCGCCACCACUAGCCUCAGACGACGAUGAACGGGAAGGUGCGGAGGAUGCAGAUUUGCUGGGGCUAACAGAGCGCGUUAGCAUCCUUUAAGAAGUGGAGGACAAGGAGUACGGAUUGCCUGCUAUGACAAUAAGAAUUAUUAGCGCUCCAAGAACCUAGAAUGGAUGUAGUUAUGUAGCCCUUCAUUCAGAAUGAUGUCGGACCCCUUUUCCUAUCCAUCAGCAGGCCCUCUGACCUUUGACCUUCCCCAACCAGAACUUGGCAUGAACUGGGAUGCCAAGAUUUUAAAGUCAGGGAAGAACCGUUUUGGACCCUAGCACUGGCCUUGAUGUAGACACAAAGUCAUAUUGUUGACUUCAAGAUUCAAAACAAUUCAAAACGAGUGUAUCAGUUGCGAUACAAAAUGCAGAGAGAUAUAUGAUCUGUAUAGUGUCUGGAAAUCGCUGUUUUUAUUUUCCUUUUUAAUUUCUUGCAAUUGUAUUUACAUUUAUGCAUUUGGUGGAUGUUUUUAAUCCAAAGUUACUUGCAGUGCAUCCAAGCUACACUGUUUAUAAGGCCAUGCAUUCACUGGGGAUCGAACCCAUUACUUUGGUGUGCUAGCUCCAUGCUCAACCAGUUAAGCUACAGGAACAUUGGAUGAAACCCCCUUAAGUUUCUUUUCCGCCAUAUAACUUGGUGAGCUUGUUGGUUACCAGUAUCUGCAGGUGUAUGGAGGACUGUGGCUUUAUCUCUGAGAAUAGCAUCAUCUAAAAAGGGCCGAUGAGCCUUAUCACCCUACGCUGUCUGAAAGACAAACUGAGUGCACAAAGACUGUCUAGAGUAGACUGUUCUCAGACCAGCUGCUAUUGGCAAUGAGUGAAGUGUUUAUUUGGUUAUUCUAUUGGAUUUGUUCUGAUAAGGCAUGUAUUUGUACACCUAACUGACCCUAGACCUGAGCAUUAGGCUGCAUGUUACUGAGAAUUAGGUUUGCUUGAGACUUAUUGCUAUGAAGGACUAUUUUGUACACAUGUAACCAUAGAAAAAAUUAUAUAGUUUAACGGAAGGGAAUGUUAUAGGUAUAAUAAAGAUGGUAAAGCAGAAAUAUGUGUCACUGAAUCAACUUGAGUCAUGAUUUUUCUGAGAGCUCGCACACUUUAACACAAAUGGCAGGGAUAAAGCUGUAUCCAAUACAUGUGCUUGAUUAAUUCUCAUUAGCACUUCCUCACCAGAAGUAUAUGGGGCAAGUUAUUUUUUAGGAUUUAAAAGCCGACAUGUACAGUUCAUAUUUUUUAAAGCACAUAUAAAGUCUUCCAUAACAUUUUUUUAACUUUAUCUGUACAUUUUUUUCUUUUAGUUGUGGGAUCACCGUUUUAGGUGGAUGAACUUCUGGUUACGUGUUACAGGGGUGUUCAACAGGGGCGUUCAACGGAUGACAGAGGGUGCUGAGAGCAAAUUAGUAGAGAGACUAGACUUGGGAGUAAAUCAGUUGGUUCUCCAUUAUACGAGUUGGUGCACAUUUGUACCAUGGUUCAUCUGAUUUUGAUGUCUAGCGACACAGCUGAAGUAUCUGGUGUAGCAGCCUCAAAUAUACAGGUGGAGGCACAACCUCGGCUAAUGCACCUGUAUGGCUCUGUAGAUGGAUAUAGCUCAAUGCAAAGAGCAGCGCGAGUGCAAAGUGGGUGCAUUGCUACUCACAGACCGGUCUUGAGCUCUUAUACGUAACACUGCAGGAAGCACAACGGAAACCAUUUGAAUUCGGCACAGAAUUCUACAUUACCACUUUCGAAUUUACUAUAGUAACACUAACUGUACUUUAGGGAGAAAUAGAUUCAUAAUAAAUAUCAUAUCACUACUUCAGCGCUAUUAAAUUUGUCAUAGGCUACACUAGGGGAGUGAGGGAAUAUAAUACAUUUUUGUCACAACUUCUAAAUGUUUAUAUUUUGUAUUUAUUAUUUUUUAGAUGUUUUAGAGUAGGUUUACUGUUUAUAAAUACAAAAAUGCCAUAGUUUGUUGAAUAGAAAUCAUGUUACAUCUAUCCAUGGUAGUUCAGAAGAUCCAUGCUUCCACGUCUUGUUACAAAUACCAUUGUUAAAACUAUACAAAAUAAUUAAUUAAUGAAUAAAUAAAAAAUUUCAAAAGGGCAAAUGCAAAAUACACAUUUUUUUUAAAGAUGAAAUAGAAAUGUGUAAAUCCUAAAAAAUAGGUUAAAAUAUUAUUGUUUGAGUAUAAGAAAAAAAAAACUGGUUUAAUUUUAUAGAUGCUACAGAUAACCUUACUGUUGUUGAUAUGAGUACAUUUACAUCUGCAUCCAACUCAAAAUCAAUGCUGUAAUGUAGAAUGAGCAUUUUGGUUGGACAAAAUAUGCAAUAUUAAUGGUCUUUUCACUUAUUUUUUAAAUAUAUGAACAAAAUCACUUAUAAGUUUCUGUCUUUGCAUUUUCAUUUGAUAGGCCCCAGAUAUAGCCCUCUAUCUAAAAAAGGUUGUGAACCGCUGUGUUACAACAAAAUGGAGUGGGUGGAGUUUGAUACAUUUUCCUUGCAUCCUAACGUACAUUGUGCAAAAGUUACCAUGUUUAUCAACUUUACUUAUCCAUGACAGAAGUUGAAAUACUGAUUAUGAUUUUGCACAGACAAGGUUAUUAAGUGAUUUUUUUUUAUGCCCUGUAGUGAUGGACAUCCUAAGGAAUUUAACAGCUGAUUCUUCUGAAUGAAUUUGGUUCCUUAAUGGUUCCAUUAAUGCUUUUUUAGUACUUUUGAGUAAGAAAUAUUUGGAAAUUAUUGCAGUUUAGUCCUGAAAACUCUCAUAAAGAUUUAGUACUGUAUGUUAAUGUGGGUAUGAAAUAUUGUUAGGAUAUUGGUCUCGUGGACUAGAUCUGCUAACGCUGCUAAUGCAUAGAAAAUAUGGAGACUUGCUACUGCUAGAAAAUACACAUACAUACAGAGUUAGCAUGUGGUCAUGCUGCUGCUGCACAAUUACACAAAAAAACAAGACAUGGUGCAUUGAGCAUGAAUUACAUGCUGCUGCACACAUAGACAUGAAAAAAAAAAACAAUACCAAUGUGGAGGUGGGUUUCAGAGAAAACGUCUUAGUUUCUGUUGUAACCUCUGUUCCCUGAUGGAGGGAACGAGAUGUUGAUUCGAUGUAUAAAAAUGGCGAGUGGAAUUUUCAUGCCACUCCCCCAGACAUGAUUCAUUCAGGUUUUGUGGUGAGGAACCGAGACGAGACAAGAUAUGUGCCUCAACGCAAUCCUGUCUCUGAGCUCUGUUCCUUUGACCUCAUUGCUUGGAUUUUGCUCUGAUAUGCAUUUUCAGCUGUGAGACCUUUUAUAGAUAGUUGUGUGCCUUUCCAAAUCAUGUCCAAUCAAUUGAAUUUGCCACAGGUGGACUCCAAUCAAAGUGUAUAUUAAACAGUCUGAACACUUAUGUCAAUGUGAUAUUUCAGUUUUUAUUUCAAUAAAUUUGCA
Molecule: messenger RNA, 6781 nt
Organism: Xyrauchen texanus (razorback sucker)
Lineage: Eukaryota; Metazoa; Chordata; Actinopteri; Cypriniformes; Catostomidae
Product: serine/threonine-protein kinase D2-like
Exons: 18
Coding region: 646-3429 (927 amino acids)
Biological process (GO): protein phosphorylation
Molecular function (GO): protein serine/threonine kinase activity; ATP binding
Source: RefSeq, a predicted model, not a curated record